AUGCAGGAUACGUUGAAGGAGGCCAGAGAAUAUUUCGAUACGCCCCAAAUGAAGUAUCAGAAGGUGCUAGGAUUCGGAGGUCUGGGGAUGGCGCUACAUUACAAAUACGAAGGCAACCAUCAAACGCACCGACCGGCUCGGGAUUUUGUAAUUAAAGUAUCGGUUGGUUCUUGGGUGGACGAGGAUCUUCGUGACGAAGCCCUACGAGGGUCGGCACAUUGCGUCCAACUUUUAUUUCCAGAGGAAGUUGAGGGGCCAGAGCUAUCACAAUAUGUGAGGAAGCCAAGGGGCGACGACUCUUCUGACGAUUCAGUAUCCAGCGGAGAUGAAAGUAUAACAGGGCCAACUCGACUUGCAAGAAAUCCGCGACGGCUCAUGCAACAGGCUGAAAAACAAGAAAGGUUAAGAAGAUGGCACGAACGUCUAAAUGAAUGGAUAAACCGCCCGCAUGAUGAGAAUAGAAAGGAUUAUCUACUUCUCGAGUAUCUUGAAGGUGGUACCGUACAGGAUCUAAUCGAAAAGAUGAAGAGAUUUCAAAAGAAGGGGUAUCCUAUUUGGGUACCAAAUAGGAUUCUCUGGCAAAUUUGGCUCUGCUUGGUUCGGGCUUGCGUGGCUUUGAAAUACCCGCCUCGAAAAUUCCACCCAGACCGCUCUCGAGGGAAUCAGUUCGCAGCCGGCCCGGAAAGUCUAAUUGAGACAAUUCCACCGCCUGAGAAGAGAUGGCGAGCGAAGAAUAUAGUCCAUUUUGACAUUGAUCCUAGUAACAUCUUCAUCGGAAACCUCGAGCAGCGGCCCCCAGAGUUAGAGGAGAUACUAGAGGGCUUCCACAUCACGUCUCAAGAUGAGAAGGAUGAUAAAGGUGGCAAGGACAAGAAAGACAAGGGUAGUAAACCCCAAAGCCAAGGUGCGUCCUCAGGACCAAAGUGGAGAAAGCUCAAGCGAAAAUACGACGAGGUAGGAGACGAUAGGGCACCAGGUGAACACAGCAGCGUCCCUAUAUUCAAGCUUGCGGACUUUGGGUUGGCGAAAAAUGUCGAAAGACAGAAACGAAACGAAUACUACUUCCGUCGAAGAAAAAUAGGUAAAGCCGACUUCCUCGCGCCUGAGCAAUUUGCAGCAGAGUGGGAUAAGAUACCCCCAGUUAGGUCUGGACCUGAAGUGUCUGAGCAGGACGUAAUAGGGAAUUAUGGCUCGCCCAUGAAUGUUUGGGGCAUGGCGUUGGUGAUGUGGCGUAUAAUAACUCAAUUGGAGACACCUAAACCGCCCCAACCUCAGAUACCGCUGGGGUCUGGCGUGUCGCCUGAUGCUCUACCAAACAAUCCGAAUAUCACUCUUGAUGACGUUAUAGAAUCGUAUAGGGAAUAUCAAGGCGGUCCUGGAAGUCUCGAUGACAAAGUCGAUACGACGAACCCUGAUGUAAAGGUAUCCUACUGCCCGUUCAUCAUGGAGGAUGGGGGUUUUUUUAAGUACAUCGACAAAGACUUUAGGACGAUGAUAUAUGAGUGCAUGUAUCACCGACCAGGCGACCGCCCGACUGUUGAGCAGUUGCUAGCACAGGCUGAGGAAGGAAUUACGAGGGUGUACGAGGGUGAGGAUGAUGCCACUAUCGCGACUUGGGUCAAUGCUAUCUUUUAUAGCGCGCCAACCCAGGGAAAUGGAUAAUGUUGAAUGGAGGGAAAGAGAAAAGAAUUGUAACUACCUAGGCAGAUAAUAUUGUGAUACACAGAUAAUUGUAUGGAGUUUCAGGUGUUCUUGUUUUUUGUUAUGUCUCAGAAGACAGCGUAAUAUUUCUUGGAAAUCUAGUUUUGUUUUUC
Hypoxylon trugodes is the source of this 1814-nucleotide messenger RNA. Its product is annotated as kinase-like protein. Gene Ontology annotation, molecular function: protein kinase activity; ATP binding. The transcript is spliced from 8 exons. The record is from RefSeq and is a predicted model, not a curated record. NCBI's taxonomy places the organism in Eukaryota, Fungi, Ascomycota, Sordariomycetes, Xylariales, Hypoxylaceae. Gene Ontology annotation, biological process: protein phosphorylation. Bases 1 to 1662 code for a protein of 553 amino acids.